CGCAUUCCACUUCGAGCACCGUACGGCUCCGUCGAGAGCUACCACUAUUUUCCUGGAUUUCGUUCGGUGUACGUCGUUUGCGUUUAAUCGUUUCAUGCUACGGAGGAAUCGAUCCAGCACGUAUACCGAGACCGUGUCGCAGUCGCCAGAUCUACGAACCAGUUCGUUUAUUCGUCGUGAAUUCUGUGGGAUUACACCUGUGGUUUUGUGCAGUGAUUGGCUCCAUAAGUGUAAAACCAAAUGGUUGUCCUCGAGGAAGGCGGUAUGCUGACUACUGGACACAAUCAGUAUCUACAACCGGAUUACCUUUCUCCGCUUCCAACCACGUUGGACGCGAAGAAGAGCCCCCUGGCCCUCUUGGCGCAGACAUGCAGCCAGAUCGGAGCUGACUCUCCGGCGAAGCCUCUGAUAUCGCCCCUGGACAAGGCUCCGAAGGGCAUGAGCGCGGGCACGAACGCGAAAUCACCGCCGGCGGCAAAGCUGGAGCGGAACACGCGCAGCAGCCCGUCGGACGGUAAAUCGUUGGCAUUCAAGCCGUACGAGACGAACGUCGUGUCGAAGAAGUCGUCCGACGAGGGUAGGCCUGCGUCGAAGGCCAGUGUGCACAGUGUUAGUGGCCAGGACAGUGUGAGUGCCAGUGAAAACCACACGGAGAAGAAGUCGGGUAACCGUACGCCCGUCGGACGGAAGUCGGCGUCGCCCGCGAGCCAGGCGACCUCCACGAGCACGAUGUCCGCCGACAGGAAGACGCCGGCGGAUCGGGAGAAGACCGACGGUUCGCCGCGCAACAACAACAACAACGGAGCCAGCCCGAUCAUCAGAUCCGGGAUGGAGAUACUUUCCGGCGGCCACGCGAAGGAUUCGAACCUGAGCGCGUACAAACCGGGGCUUCCCGGUUUUUCCGGGAACCCUCUUUGUUGUCCGCCGGGCCUGGCGGAGAAUCCAGCGUUCAGACCGCCGUUCGCCGGCGCGUCUCCUUUCUCUCAUCACCACGCCGCGGCAGCGGCCCUUUUGGGCUACCCGUCGACGACCCCGACCAGCGGAAACCCGUAUCUGAGCUACGCCCGCGUCAAGACGCCUGCCGGCGGCGAGGCCCUGGUCCCCGUCUGCAAGGACCCUUACUGCACCGGUUGCCAAUACAGCAUGCAUAGCGCGCAGCUGAUGAUGGGCACAGGGACCUGCCCCAGCGGAUGCACGCAGUGCGACCAUCAGAAGUACGGUCUCGCGAUGGCGUUAUCGUCGUUGGGACCCAUGGCUCCUCCGUCUCUCUCGUACCCGUCCACCCUGACCGGAGGCAGACCGUACGUCUGCAACUGGAUCGCUGGUGACUCGUACUGCGGCAAACGGUUCACCACGUCCGAGGAACUUUUGCAGCAUCUCAGAAGCCACACCAGCCUAACCGGAAGCGAGCACGCGUCCUCCGCCGCUCUGCUUAGCAACCCUCAUCCGCAUCCGUUGCUCUCGCCGUCAGCCGCCCUACAUCGCGCCAGCGGCGGAUCCUAUCCGACGCCGUCUUUGAGCCCUCUCAGCGCCAGAUAUCAUCCUUACGGGAAACCGCCGACGGGACCGCUUCCUGCGUCGCUCGCCGCCUCACCUUACAGCGCCUUCAACGCGUUGGGACCUUAUUACUCGCCGUACGCGAUCUACGGUCAGCGAAUCGGCGCCGCCGUUCAUCCUUAAAGGAUUCGUCGUUCGAGUGCUCGAUGGGGGCUCCCAAGUGUACAGUCCGUAAUAGUGUAAUAUAGAAGAGCCGUUUAAAACGAAACAUUGACAGACUGUUGUGUAAAUAAUUAAACGUGUAUAAUAUAAAUUUAUUUAAAGAAAUAUAUACAUAUGUGUGCAUAAAUUCUAAAAAAAAAAACACUAUGAGUUCAUAAAGUUUUUUAAAGAUAUAUCGACGGUUUGUUUCGUCGCGAUUCUUUGCAGGAAAAAAAUUAUUACACGUCUCUUUAACGUUUUCGAUUAUUAUCUAGGGAGGAACAUGUACGCCGGAAAUUAAAUAUCUGCGAGUAGUUUAAGGUGUUUCCAUAGCGGUAAAGAAACUGGAUCCCGUGAAUAGUUAAAAAGGAUUAUACAUUGAGAAAUUUUCUAUGCUCUUCGGCUUCCACGUAAUACGAUUAUAUAUUUUCCAAUUUGUGUUUAAAGUGAUGCGUGUACUCUUGUAAAAAAAAAAAUAUAUAUAUAUAAAAAAACGAUACUGCGUGCUGGAAUAAAAUUGUAGGCGCGUACCGACGGUCGUGCAUGUUCUAUGUCCAUGAUAUAACUGUGAUAUUACGCUAUUUUUUCGAAGAAAUAAGAGAUAAUGUCAACAAUGGUGUGUCUAGACUAUCUCUACGGCAAAAUAUAACAUCUAACUUAUACGCAUCGUUUAUACGAUAGAAAAGGACGUAAAUGGCGUAUGAACCGGACGAAAUAUACGGAAAUUAUUUCCCAGAUUUUAAAAUACAUUGCAAAGAGAAUCUUUAACAGUCUUUUAAAUUCGUUCUGAAAAAUCAUCGGUUUUCUACCGUGUAAAGUAUUCCGAUCGAAGAAACAAUGUACGAUACAUAUUAUUUGCACUGUAAAUAUCUCUUGUAAAUAUCGUUGAAUUUCCAUACCGCUUUAAU
Messenger RNA from Colletes gigas, 2606 nucleotides. RefSeq names its product zinc finger protein Noc (gene noc). The record is from RefSeq and is a predicted model, not a curated record. Gene Ontology annotation, biological process: negative regulation of DNA-templated transcription. Lineage: Eukaryota; Metazoa; Arthropoda; Insecta; Hymenoptera; Colletidae. The transcript is spliced from 2 exons. The coding region runs from base 241 to 1680 and encodes 479 amino acids. Gene Ontology annotation, cellular component: nucleus.